Centruroides sculpturatus (bark scorpion) is the source of this 1885-nucleotide messenger RNA. RefSeq names its product retinol dehydrogenase 14-like. The transcript has a single exon. The record is from RefSeq and is a predicted model, not a curated record. Lineage: Eukaryota; Metazoa; Arthropoda; Arachnida; Scorpiones; Buthidae. The coding region runs from base 51 to 1025 and encodes 324 amino acids.
CGACCAAUACCAACCACUUUCUGCCAAUGACGUCAUAAUGAGCGAAGAAAAUGGCGUCAGCCCUGACUGGCUUGUGCUUUGUUAUUCUCGGUUUAAUUUUGAUACGACAAUAUCGGGUUUACACGUGGGGAAGAUGCAAAGCAAAACGCACAAUGAAAGGAAAAACUGUUGUUAUAACUGGUGCUAAUUCUGGUAUAGGUAAAGCCACGGCAAAAGAACUGGCAAAAAAGGAUGCCAGGGUAAUCUUAGCAUGCCGUGAUUUGGUCAAAGCUCAAAGUGCAGCUGAAGAAAUACGUAAGGUUACCCAGAAUGGUCAGUUGAUAUUGAAAUGUUUAGAUUUAGCGUCAUUUGCUUCGAUUCGUGAAUUCGUUGAAGAUGUUUUGCAUACCGAAACUCGUAUAGAUGUAUUAAUUAAUAAUGCUGGAAUUUUUCAAUGCCCAUACAUGAUUACCGAUGAUGGUUUAGAAAUGCAAAUGGGUGUUAAUCAUUUUGGGCAUUUUUUGUUAACUAUCUUGUUACUGGAUUUUUUGGAGAAAUCCGCGCCUAGUCGUAUUAUUGUUUUAACAUCGGCACUUUAUAAAAAAGGACAAAUUAAUUUUGACAACCUUAAUUCAGAACAGAAAUAUGAUAAGAGGGAAGCUUACAAUAAUAGCAAACUUGCUAAUAUAUUAUUUGUACGUGAAUUACAUCGACGCUUCCAUCAUAAUAAUGUUAAUGUUUACGCUGUUAGUCCGGGACACGUUUAUACUAACCUAGGAAGACAUCUUCACAUACCCUGGUAUAAAUUGUUAAUGAUGGCUCCGCUGGCUUGGUUUUUUGUUCGUACUCCGAAACAAGGCUGUCAGACGGUUCUACAUUGCGCCGUGUCGGAAGACCUGGAUAAAGAAUCUGGCAAAUAUUACCGCAAUUGUAGCGUGGAGCCAUAUAAUGAUGUAGCAAACGAUCAAGGUUUGGCUAAAAAAUUGUGGGAAGUUAGUGAAGAUGUAACAAAUACUAAGCAGCAUAAAAUGAAACUUAAAUUUUAAAAUUUUGAUAUUUGUUAAGCCAUAAGUUAGCACGUUUCCAUCUUAUUGACUUUUAAUUUGUGAUGAUCACAGUUACAAUAUAAGUUUACUGUACAUUCUGUAUGUUCUCUAUACUAAAGAACAUUUAGGUUGUGAAAUAAGAAUAGAAUGCAUUGAAUUUGUUCAAUUUUAGUUUAAUUGAACAAAAUUAUGUAAAUAUAAUCACUACCUCAUUUUUACAAUAUUUAUAUUUUGUUAAUCAAUAUUUAAUUAAAAGCUUUACAGCAUGAAGAUUUAAAAUAGAGUAUGCAACCAAAUAGAAAAGUAUGUUGAAAUCUUAUAGGUUUAUAGAUUUUAAAAAAAUGUAAUAAAAAUAUUAAAACAGAUACAUAACGUAUAUAAAAUAAGGUAGUUUGAUGUUUAGUUUAGGUUUUAUAUCUUCAAACCAUCCAAAAAUUUCAAAUGUAUUUUAAUUUUGUUAAUUAAUGUGUUUAUCAAAUAUAAUUAACAUAAAAAGUUGGUUUAUUCAAAAGGAUAAGAUUUUGGAUCUUGUUUUAAAAAAUUGUAACGUAACUACUUAAAUUAAAGCUUUGUAUUAAAUGCUAUUUGUAAUUUCUCUGAAGUUAUGCCAUCCAUAUAUUCUACAUAUUAUAUUGUUUGAAAAAGUAUCAUAAUUAUAGAGGACCAAAUUCAAAUUUUGUGAUUUUAUUGUAUAAAAUAAGAAAUUGAAUAUUUAUUAAGUAGUAGAAAUAGUUUUGUACAAAGUACAACAAUUGUUCUGUUAAAAAAGUGUUAAAUAAACUUUAUUGAAAUUUUCACUGUUUAGCAUAAUUUAAAUUAAGUUUUUAUAAUUUAAUUAUUAUAAGGUUAAAAUGUGCCUA